This is a messenger RNA of Ruditapes philippinarum (Manila clam), 3133 nucleotides long. Its product is annotated as protein BTG1-like. Gene Ontology annotation, cellular component: nucleus; cytoplasm. The transcript is spliced from 3 exons. NCBI's taxonomy places the organism in Eukaryota, Metazoa, Mollusca, Bivalvia, Venerida, Veneridae. The coding region runs from base 283 to 1146 and encodes 287 amino acids. Gene Ontology annotation, biological process: negative regulation of mitotic cell cycle; negative regulation of cell population proliferation. The record is from RefSeq and is a predicted model, not a curated record.
CGGACGAUAAACACAAGCUCCCGCGAAAUGACGAUAUGUUCGAGUAAUAACAUUGCCAAAUCUGAGAGAUUUGAUUGGUUGAAAUUGCUUGCGGCCGACAUUUUUGUUCGAGAAGAAAUAAGAAGAAAAGUAGUGAGAUUAAAAGGCCAGUAAAGGUGUAUAUUGAAGAAAAAUUAAAGAGAGACAGACUAGAAUUACUGAUUUGAAAACGAGGCUCUGCGUCAGCUGUGACUUGUUAAUUGCUCAUGUUUGAGCCUCAGUGGUUGAAAAAUAUAGACAGCUAUGAGGGAAGAAAUUGCAGCUGCUGUUGUUUUCGUGACACGAUUAAUAAAGCAAAACGAUAGCAUUCCAAAAGAAAAGGUUGAUGAAUUUUCAGACCAGUUGUCAGCAACAUUGAUUGACAAGUUCAAGAACCACUGGUAUGCUGAAGAGCCAACCAAGGGUCAGGGAUACCGAUGCAUUCGUAUAAACCCAUCUGAACCUAUUGACCCUGUAUUAGACAAAGUUGCUGGUAUUUGUGGAUUACAAUACACUGAUCUCAACUUGCCACAAGAACUGACACUUUGGGUUGACCCAAAAGAAGUUUGUUGCAGAUUUGGUGAAAGUCAGGGAUCAUUUUGCCAACUUGCAGUGCUGAAGGAAGAUGGUAACCUUGAAAAUCAAGCACAUACGGUUAACAUUGAGGAUUUAGUGAGACAGCAACAACAGCGUUUCAACAUGAACCUUAAUAUUGUUACCACGCGAACAAGUGCUAACAAGCUUAAAGCCAUGGCUAUGAAAAAUGCUGUGUUUCAGCAGCAGUUUUACAAGCCCAGUUAUCAUCACAAUAGCAAGUUUCAGCAGAAUUUAUACAACAACACGAAUCAGCAAUAUCAAAGCUCUUCUCGACCAUUCCACAAGUCUCAUCAUCACCACCACCACAACAAUCAUCAUCACCAUCAUCAUAAAAAUGGCCACCACAGCCAGAAUUCGUCUGUAAAUAACAUGAAUGGCUAUCAGGGUAGUAAGAGCGCAAGUGAUUUUACUGGGGGUAGCGGCAAUUUCAGUUCGGGCUACGAGAUGCAGGGAAAAGAUAAGUACCGCUGGGUGAGGGGCAAGCAGCAUACGCCUGACCAGCAGGAGAAAAUGAGAUUGAGUCCGAACUGAGGUAUUCUUGAUCAAAGCCAUUGGGUGAUAUCUAUUAGAAGUCAAAUUCUAAGUCUGUCCGAUGUAUAGAAUGUUAUAUUUGUGCCUUGUCACACUGUGCUAGUCUAUAAUUUAUACAGAUUGUUCAAUUAUGAAGUUUGUCUUGAAUCAUGGGUAUUUUAAUAUAUUUGCGGCAGCUUAGAUUUGACUGGUUUUUAUUUACGGACCGUAUUUAUUGUUGACGACUUUUGCCAUGUUAUACUGGACCUGAGAUUGUGAUUUUUGUUUUUAAUUUGUACAUCAUUUAUCUUAUCAUCCCUACACAGAAUGAAAACACAUAGUAAUCAUAGCAGUUGUCAGUUGAUAAAGUCUUAUAAUUUUUAUAGAGAAUAUGGCUAAUGCUUGAUGGUAUAUAUUCAUGAAUUUUUCAAAUAACGUGAUCUAAGACCAAAGCUUUUUACAUCUGGUACAUGUAUUUAAACUUGUUUUAUGUAGGUAUAAUGACUAUGAUAAAUUAGAUAAUAAAUAGCUUCAUUGAUCAUUUUUUAAAAAGAAAUAUUAGUUUCUGACACCAAAAAAUUAUUUAAAUCUAAUGGUUUUGAACUUUCUUGUUUUUUUUUUAAAUUUCAGAUGUUAAGUUAGAUCAUUGCAUGCUAGAGAUAAUGGAUGUUUUUAUGGGGUACAAUGAUUUGCAGAAUAUUUAUCUAACAAAAUUCUUCCUAAAUGCAGGUUUUUCAGACACCUAAAAGCCAUCUUUCUUCUACAUUAUUAGUAGAUAAAAGUGUUAAGAUAAAAGUUGUAAAGAUAAAGAUUUUCAGGAUUUUUUUAUAAUUAAAGUUUCAGCAAAUAGAAUCUGCAAAUUAAUUGACUGGAUGGAAAUAUAAUGUCAACCAAUCUGUUUGAACUUUGAUUAAAGCUAGAAUACACUUAUAUGAUAAAAGUUAAUAUUGAUCAUUCAUGCAAAACAAAUUUUAAUUAAAUGUGCUUUAAAGUUUUACUGAUUGUGACUGCUUCAUUUUUUAUCAUUUUUUGCAUGAUCAGAGAAGUGUUCUCACAACAAUUUUGCAUUCCUAUGAUAUAUAAAUUCAUUUAAAUUGAAUUUGUAAAACCCAAAGAUCUCUUACAAUCAUCUCACAUUGUAUACAUAUCCAUCACUAUAUUGAAACGCUAUCGCGACUGAAUAAUUAUUUUCAUUGCACGUCAUGAUUUUAAUAUCAUCAAACUUAUCAUAUUUUAUAUUUUUGUAUUUCGAGUUGUGUGUACCAAAGUUCAUGAUCCAUAAUUUUUACUGUGCACUAUUUUAAGAUAAUUUUUCUUGCUGAGAAUAGGCAUGUCAACUAUAUAAUUUACUAGCAUUUUUUCAAUACAGUUUUUGGGUACAUUUGAGAAGAAGAAAAAAAUCACUGGUUAAUCACUUCUGAUGCAUUCUUUUAGAUUUCAUAACAAACUGAUUUUGUUAAUUUUGAUAGUUGAACAAGAAACAUGUGCUUUUUACUCAUAGAUUUUCAGUUUUUACUAGUAUUGAUAAGGCAAAAAACAAAAGAUUUGAGCAUCGCCAGUGAUUUCAUUCAUAAAUUGAGUAAAUAUAUAAAGUUUGUAUUUUUGUAUCUCAUUUUGAUGAUUUGGCUAAAAACAGCAGUUUGAGUUGAUAAUAUGAACCUGUUCAAUACAUCUUCAGGCUGGCGUUCACAUUUGGUUAUCAAUUAUUAUAGACUCUUUAGUCUUUUAUACUUACACACUGCAACACACUUGUUAUAAGUUGAAAAAUAUACAUUGAAAUUGUUUAAUUUUUUCCAUCCUUAGUGCUAAAUGAAUGAUUUUAAAAAUAGAAUUUUCAAUGCAUUAACUAUGUAUUGCCCUGGCUCGUCUGUAUAUGAAAUAUUACAACUUAACUGUAGAAUGAUAUAGGGUGAUCUAUUAUUUAUAUUUCCAAUGCGUUAAUUGAUUUUUCCAUGUAAAUAAUAACGUUUGUCACGAUAGAAUUGUAUUAUAGCAAUAUUUAAAAGAU